AGGCUCAUGUGGGCAGGGGUCCGCCAGCUGAAGUUUUGAGCCUGGUUUGGGAUGAGUUUGCCACGUGUGCGUGCUGCUGGGGAGGGAGGGGUGAGCCGAGGGUGGAUGUGGCUCCCUCCUCUUCCCCCAGCUCCACCCACCUCUGCAGGGGGCUGGAGCCCCUGGGGAGCCUGAUUACAGCGAAACCUGCCUUAAGUGCCCUGCAAAACUCACCGCUUGGCCGCAUCGGUGUGCAAGGGAAGACCGAAUCCUCUCGUGCUGACAAUAUUGGGAGCACUUUAAGGCGGCUGCGAAAGGCACUGAAUGUAAUUGACGAAGGAGAGGUGAGGGUCCUUGCUCCAGGCUCCCAGCUGUAUAAAACUCCUUUAUGCAGCCGUCACCUAGAUUUUUUUUUUCUUUUUGAGAAAAUAGCCCCUGCUGUGACUGACCCAAGGAUGAGGGUUGCAUUUUGGGCUCCCCUUUUCUGUAUGGUUGUUACCUGUGUGACUGGCGCUCUUAUCCCAGAAGCAGAAGUGAAGAUUGAGGUGCUCCAGAAGCCAUUCAUCUGUCAGAGGAAAACCAAAUGGGGGGAUAUGAUGUUGGUGCAUUAUGAAGGCUACUUGGAAAAAGAUGGUUCAAUGUUUCACUCCACCCACAAGCAUAACAAUGGUCAACCUAUGUGGUUUACACUUGGCAUAAAGGAAGCCAUUAAAGGCUGGGACAAAGGUUUGAAUGAUAUGUGUGUAGGAGAAAAGCGGCAACUAACUAUUCCUCCAUCCCUUGCUUACGGAAAAGAAGGAAAAGGAAAAAUUCCACCUGAGAGCACGCUGAUAUUCAACAUUGACCUUCUAGAAAUUAGAAGUGGACCGAGAUCUCACGAGUCAUUCCAACAGAUGGAUCUUAAUGAUGACUGGAAGCUAUCCAAGGAUGAGGUGAAAGCAUAUUUGAAGAAGGAAUUUGAAAAGCAUGGAGCACCAGUAAAUGACAGCUAUCAUGAUGUUUUGGCUGACGACAUAUUUGAUAAAGAAGAUGAAGACCAUGAUGGAUUUAUAUCUGCCAGAGAGUUCACAUACAAGCAUGACGAGCUGUAGAGAAGCCUGACAGAAUUUUCUAUGAAGCAACUUAUGGUGUCAAGUUUUUUGUAACAUUUUUGAUUCCGUGUUCAGCGCUGGCAGUUUCUACUGGAACAGAAGAAACACUACUUUGUUUUUUCAUAUUCAAAAGAUGAUCCAAACUGUUUACUAUUUUUAGGUAUUGAAAUUAAGCCUUUUUGUGCAGCAGUUGAAAAGGUUUAUGCAGUAACAGUGGUUUUGGUUGUAUGAACCCUUAUUUUGUAUUAACUUAUUUUGCAAUUAUAAAAACAAAAACUUGCCAUAUAACAAACUUUCUAAAAUGAAACUCCAGUGCUUUAUCUGCCUUGCAUUUCCUUCUUCUGUGCGUGCGCUCGAUCUCUCUCUCUCUCGCUCUCUCUCUCCUUAUUUAAUAAUAUAAAGGUGGUUUAAUUUUAAAUCAGUGACUUCAGUUAUAUGGCAUUAUUUUCCUUUGCAAAUCUGUGUUUGGAAAAGCACAAGAAAAGAAGUGCCAACUAAUUUUCCUGAAGCUGUCAAAAAGAGGUGGACUACAAAGGUGUGACAUGUUAUGAGCCUUCUCAGCUGUAGCAAUAUAGUGUAAUCUACGUGGGACAGAAUAAGAAAAAUUACUGUCUUCCACUGGUUUAUUUUUAUAAAUAUAGUAAGCUUCCUUAGUGCACCAACAAAACCAAUGAUUCAUUUUGUAUUUAUUUCAGUGAUAUGAGCCUAGAACCAAGGUAGGAGUUAGAUGUUGCCAGUUGUUUUUGCUAUUUAUUUAAACUGUCAGUUAUUAACAUUCCAGUUGGGUUGGGGAGGGAAGGGCUAUUUUUGAGAUAUUUGUACACGUAUCAAGUUACAGCACAACACCUACACUUAGUGGAAAACUUACGAUGCUAAUCAGUAUCUUAUGCAUUGGAAUUAAGAAACUUGCAUUGGUGCAGAGAGACCACAUGUUUUCUUUGACCUACUAAAUAUACCUUAGGCUGAAUGCUCAAGUUUUAAGUUGCUUAGCUAUGAGGGGAAAAGGUAUCCUGAGAGGAAGUGAAAUGGUCACAAGGACACCCACAUUGGUCCAAUUCCUGUCACUGCCUUAAAUAGUUGUGGGGUUUUUGUUUUGUCUUUUUUACGUUGCCCGUUGGGGGAAAGUAGUAUUUAGAGUUGCAGAGGUGUAUACUGUAAAAUGCAGUAUUUCAUGAGUAGUACAAAAAUAAAUUGAAGAUCAAGUGUGCUGAUAUUUUAAACAAUAAAGUGACUUAGAAAAAUAUGUUCAAGGCAUGAACGUCUUAUUGUGCAACAUUUGUCAUGGAGAAAGUGGAAGAUCUUUCUCUUUACCUGCUUGAUAUUGCUUAGUCUGUCUUGGGGAGUUAAACCAAAAGGAGCUCUAAGGAAGAGCAAGCAGGAAACAAAACAACAGCCUGCAACAAGAUAAGACUUCAUGGGAGUUAAGGGAAUAGUGGCUGGGCUAUCAAUUGGGAAGAUGCUGCUUCCAGGGGCCAGGCAAAAUUGCACACCUGGCUCACCAAGGCUGGGGUCCCAAGAUAAAAGGGGCACUAAACAGUUAAUCUUCCUUUAGAGAUGGAGGUGGCUUCACUGGUCAAGGGCUGUUCGUGAAGAGCAGUCAGCCUGGGACGCAGGCCUAGUGCAAUGUCAAAGGCAGCUAAGAGUUCCAAAUAAGAUCUAAGCAUACAGAGUUUGCUUUUCUCUGCUCUUGGGUUAAUAGACAAUUUGUCUGUUUGGAAGAAGCUGUUUAGAGUCUCACUUCAAUCAUUCAGCUGCUGGUUACAGGAUCUGAGGAAAGCUUCUUGCAAGUACCAAUUACAGUCAGGUGUCUUGUGUUAACAUGAUUGGAAACGGGCUGUCACUCCAGGAUCCAGGUGAGAGUGGUAGAACCACAGGGUUCUGGGGCAGCCCCGGGGGGAGGGCAAGUGGGGCAAUUUGCCCUUGGCCCUGCAGGGGCCCCCACGAGAAUAUAGUAUUCUAUAGUAUUGCAACUUUUUUCUAUGGAAGGGGCCCCCGAAAUUGCUUUGCCCCAGGCCCCUUGAAUUCUCUGGGCGGCCCUGGAGGGUUCCACUAGGGAGAGGUGAAGAUAACAGAGUCUGUCACCUGCGGGGUGCACUCGUGAAGGUAUAAAGUAUUGCUCAAACUGUAACUAUGGCAGGAUGAUGGGGAAAUGCAGGGUAUUGUAGCCUAUGAUCCAGUCUAAAGUGGGGUGAACUGAAUUCCAUUCUGUGAAGACUGCAGAUAGCAAUGUUGCCCACCCUGAUGAUUUUGUCUCUUUUUGUUUGUUUGUUUUUUCCUUUAAAGCCCCAGCUUCUAGAGUCAAGUGGAUAUGUGAUGAUUUCAGCCUUCAGUUUUAAAGAAAAAGUAAAUUUCUAGCCCUCGUGACUGGUGAAAGCUUCAAAAUGUGACCCUGGUGCACCCUAAACACUUAAAAAGCAGAAGGAAAAUAAAAAGAACACCAAAUCUAUUAUUUUAACAUAAUCUUAGGACUUUAAAGCCAAUUUCAUGAUUUGUGGUGAGCCUGACUCAUGAUUUUUUUGAACAUUUGGCCUCUGGUAAUACUGAGGUAGAGGUCUGUCACGUAUAAGGGCUGCAGGAGAGAUCACAGAUGCAGCUCACCCCUGAGCUGUCAGUCUUGCGUUCCUUUGAUACUUCAAACUAUUGCUCUUCUGGAACAAGGGAGAGAAUUCUCCCCUUGUAACUUCUAGUCCAUAUGUGCCACAAUCCUGCUUUACGCACAGAAGUCCAACUUGACUAUGCACAUUCUUAAAGCUAAGCAUGUGCAGGAAUGGAGCUAUAGUCACUACAGUCUGUCAGUUAAGAUAUGUUAAUUUAUAGCACCCUGCGCAGAUACAAAAUUUGUAUCUGCAGCCGAUCCACAAAAAUAGUCUGUGGAUAUCUGCAGAUUUUCAGGGCCCUAUUAAUUUGCAACAGAAUCUGAUCUUCUGAAACCAGUGGCGGGAGGAGGUGUUUGCUCUGAACUAAGCAUUUUUUUUUACUUCAGAAAAUAUUCUGUGCAAAGGGGGAAAAGGUCCUGUUCUACAACUCGCUGCUUUGGGGGAAAGAGGAUGGGGGCUGUAAGGGAUGUGGGAUCAGAUGAAGAUAAAUUAGCACAAAGGUGCAUAUUUCUAUUACUUUGAUGCUUGGAUUCCUUUCCUCUUUUCUAUAAGAGAUUUUUUUUUUAAAUAUUACUUUUGGAAUGUUAUUGCAGUAGCUGACAAGCAUGUUGUCUUUGGUUACUGCAUCUCAGACAGGGGAUAAAGGGUUCAUGUAAGCAUUGUGUCUCAUGUUCAAUGGAAGAGCUGGAUUGGUGAAAACUGUGAAGUUUUCCUAUUACCAGUUAGAUUCUUAAAAACACUAAUAGUGAAAUAACUUAGCAAAUGUGUAAAUAUAUAAAUAUACACACACACCACUAGAAUAUUAGAGCUUCAGGGGCCAGGUCCUUAGCUGGUGUAACCUGGCAUAGUUCUGCUGAAAUCAGUGUAGCUAUGGGGACUCCCAGCAGUCGAAGAUCUACUUCCUUAGUUUGCGGUAGCUGUAAAAAUCCUUCAGUUGUGCUCAAAACAAAUCUCUCAAGACUGACAAGUCAGCAAUAGGUUCAGGAAGCACGUUCAACAAUUUUACCAUUUGUGUAUCUCUGUCAAGAUGAGGAGACUUCUUGGGUACAAAUAAUUCUGACUGUAUUGCUGAAGUACACCUGCUAGUUAAUCCAUAGGCUAUACUGCCAGUAGGAUCAUUGUGCCUGCGAUAAAGAUGCAGCUGAUGUAACAAACAUUAAAGGAAGAGGGAAAAUUUGUAACUGUUUGGUACCUGGUGAAAUUUCAAGUGGGUUGUGCAUGCAGUAUAUACUUUCAUAGAAACAAACUUUUUAAAUGUUUGUAAAUGUUGUGCUGAAGACCUGGAGAUUGCUCAUUAGUGAUAUUAUAAUGUACUGGGGCUCUUCUCUGCAGUUGUGUAGCCUGCUGUGCCUUCUACAGUUUCCUUACUGUUUUGUGGUUAUAUAAGACAGUACACACUGUGCUCAUUCAUAGCUGCCGUAUAGUGAUUAGAGACUGAAUCCUUCACCCAUUGAAGGCAACGGGAACAGGAUCAUCCCUAAAAGCCCAUUUUAUAUGUAAAUUUUAGAUUUGCUAUGUUUUAGAACAAGACAGCUUUUGUCAAGGCUUUGGGAGUCCUGCUUAUAUACUGAAAUUGUUUUUAAGACUUUCUUGUUGUCUUGCUGCAGUUGAUUUACAAAGGAUGUAAAUAAAACCCUGUU
Molecule: messenger RNA, 5307 nt
Organism: Mauremys mutica (yellowpond turtle)
Lineage: Eukaryota; Metazoa; Chordata; Testudines; Geoemydidae
Gene: FKBP14
Product: FKBP prolyl isomerase 14
Exons: 4
Coding region: 435-1070 (211 amino acids)
Molecular function (GO): calcium ion binding; peptidyl-prolyl cis-trans isomerase activity
Source: RefSeq, a predicted model, not a curated record